GUAGCAGUCAUCCUAAAACCUGAAACUAAGCGUCCAAACGCACCUGUGGCCGGACUCGUGUUUCCAGUACGGCCGAAAGCGGCGCUCCACAGGAAAUGCCACGUGUACCUACUGCGCAUGCGCGGUCUCCGUGCUCCCGCUUGACUUCCGCUGAGAGGAAGGCUCUGGUUGAUCAGCGCGACAUCAGGCGACGCGUCGAGAGAACGGCCGGAGCCGCGGGCCUGUGAGCGCGUCACGCACCGGAGAGACCCUGCGCGGCUUCAGGAUGUCCAGCGGCGGCUUCGCGUCACAGAACGGCGCCGGAGGCUCGCACGCGAACGGUCCGUCGCAGAACCCCGUUGGUGUUUUCCCCUGUAACCAGCGCUUCAUGGCACCGCCGCAGCCGGGCUUCAUCAACACCCUGCCGAGCAAAGGCCCUCCGCCGGCCGGCCCGAGCCUCUACAGCAACAGCAGCCGUCCCCAGCCUUCACCCGUUGGCACGCUCAACCACAGCAGCUACCAGCAUCCUCAGCAGCCCAUCAGCCACAGCAGCAGCUACCAGCAUCCUCAGCAGCCCAUCAGCCACAGCAGCAUCUCCCAGCCUCCUCAGCAGUCCAUCAGCCACAGCAGCAGCUACCAGCAUCCUCAGCAGUCCAUCAGCCACAGCAGCAGCUACCAGCAUCCUCAGCAGCCCAUCAGCCACAGCAGCAUCUCCCAGCAUCCUCAGCAGUCCGUCUGGAGCCCCGCAGGGAGCCACGCCAGCCCCGUCCCGCCAGUGAUGCACCGCAGCGGCACCAGCGCUCCUCCUGUCCUCCUCAACACUGUGCAGCCACCCGCACCCUCUGUGAACACUGCUGCCUUGACCGGAUUUGUAACAGACUCUUUUGUGUUGUUUUGUGCCGCAGGUCCGUCGCAGAACCCCGUUGGUGUUUUCCCCUGUAACCAGCGCUUCAUGGCACCGCCGCAGCCGGGCUUCAUCAACACCCUGCCGAGCAAAGGCCCUCCGCCGGCCGGCCCGAGCCUCUACAGCAACAGCAGCCGUCCCCAGCCUUCACCCGUUGGCACGCUCAACCACAGCAGCUACCAGCAUCCUCAGCAGCCCAUCAGCCACAGCAGCAGCUACCAGCAUCCUCAGCAGUCCAUCAGCCACAGCAGCAGCUACCAGCAUCCUCAGCAGCCCAUCAGCCACAGCAGCAUCUCCCAGCCUCCUCAGCAGCCCAUCAGCCACAGCAGCAUCUCCCAGCCUCCUCAGCAGCCCAUCAACCACAGCAGCAUCUCCCAGCAUCCUCAGCAGCCCAUCAGCCACAGCAGCAUCUCCCAGCAUCCUCAGCAGUCCGUCUGGAGCCCCGCAGGGAGCCACGCCAGCCCCGUCCCGCCAGUGAUGCACCGCAGCGGCACCAGCGCUCCUCCUGUCCUCCUCAACACUGUGCAGCCACCCGCACCCUCUGUGAACACUGCUGCCUUGACCGCUCCCCCUGCGCUGAGUGUCAUGGCUCUCCAUCAGACGCCUGCAGCUGUGACGGGGCCGCUGCUCGCCGCACACAGCGACGCAGCAGCAGUGUAUCCCGCUCACCCUGCACAGAUGCACGGGUACCCCUCACUGCAGCCGGUCUAUCGGAGUGUGUCCGGCGCGCAGACGGCCCCUCCUGCGCAGACGCAGCUGUACACACAGCCGUCUGCUGGCGCAGCUCAGCUGAGCCCCUCGUUAGCAUCGUUAAGCCUGCAGUCUCAGCCUCCAGAGGCCCUGAGGGCCGUUAAUCUGCUGCAGGAGCGCAGCCUUCUUCCUCCAGGAGCCGUGCCUCCGCCGGUGCCCUGUCUGCCGCAGGACCUGCAGAAGAUAAACUGCAGCCCAGAGGUGUUCCGCUGUACUCUGACCAGCAUCCCGCAGACUCAGUCCCUGCUGAACAAAGCCAAGCUUCCCCUCGGCCUCCUGCUGCACCCCUUUAAAGACCUCUCACAACUGCCUGUGGUGACCUCCAGUAAUAUCGUGCGCUGCCGCUCCUGUCGAACCUACAUCAACCCGUUCGUGACCUUCCUGGACGCUAGAAGAUGGAAGUGCAACCUGUGUCACAGAGUCAAUGAUGUUCCAGAGGAGUUCAUGUAUAAUCCGGUCAGCAGAUUGUAUGGAGCGCCUCACAAAAGACCAGAGGUGCAGAACGCCACCAUCGAGUUCAUCGCCCCGUCAGAAUACAUGCUGAGGCCGCCGCAGCCCGCCGCUUACCUCUUCGUCCUGGACGUGUCUCAUAACGCGGUGGAGACCGGAUAUCUGGAUGUCGUCUGUCAGACGCUCCUGGAGAGCCUCGACUCGCUUCCCGGAGACACUCGGACGAAGAUCGGCUUCAUCACAUUCGACAGCAACAUUCAUUUCUACAACCUCCAGGAAGGCCUGUCGCAGCCUCAGAUGCUCAUCGUGUCAGACAUCGACGAUGUGUUUCUGCCGACGCCCGACAGCCUUCUGGUCAAUCUGAGCGAGUGCAGAGAGCUGGUCCAGGAUCUGCUGGCGAGUCUGCCGCAGAUGUUCGGUCAGACGAUGGAGACGCAGUCUGCUCUGGGUCCGGCGCUGCAGGCUGCCUUCAAGCUGCUGUCUCCCACCGGAGGACGCAUGACUGUGUUCCAGACGCAGCUGCCAACCAUCGGCAUCGGCGCGCUCAAGCCCAGAGAAGAGCCCAGCCAGAGAGCCAACGCCAAGGACGUGCAGCAUCUCAGUCCUGCGACGGAUUUCUAUAAGAAGCUGGCUCUGGACUGUUCUGGUCAUCAUGUGGCGGUGGAUCUGUUCCUGCUGAGCGCACAGUACUCGGAUCUGUCCUCUCUGGGCUGUAUAUCCAGAUACUCGGCUGGAAGCGUCUAUUUCUACCCUUCAUACCACAAGCAGCGCAGCCCGCCUCAGACGGAGCGUCUCCAGAAGGAUCUGAAGAGAUACCUGACGCGCAAGAUCGGCUUCGAGGCCGUGAUGAGGGUCCGCUGCACUAAAGGUCUGUCCAUACACACCUUCCACGGGAACUUCUUCGUGCGCUCCACCGAUCUGCUGUCUCUGCCCAACGUGAACCCCGACGCAGGCUUCGCCGUGCAGAUGAGCAUCGAGGAGAACCUGCUGGACCUGCAGACUGUGUCCUUCCAGGCCGCGCUGCUCUACACCUCCAGCAAAGGAGAGCGCAGGAUCCGUGUGCACACGCUGUGUUUGCCGGUGGUCAACUCUCUGUCCGACAUCUUCGCUGGAGCUGAUGUUCAGGCCAUCACUGCUCUUCUGGCCAGCAUGGCCGUGGAUCGCUGUGUGACGGCGAGUCUGAGUGACGCUCGUGACGCUCUGAUCAACGCUGCGAUCGACUCGCUGGCAUCCUUCCGCUCCUCCGUGCUGAGCAUCCAGCAGCCCGGCCUGCUGGCCCCCGCCUGCCUGCGUCUGUUCCCGCUCUACAUCCUGGCCCUGCUCAAACACAAAGCCUUCCGGACGAGUGGCAGCAGCCGGCUGGAUGAGCGUGUGUUUGCCAUGUGUCAGCUGAAGCAGCAGCCGCUGGUGUACCUCAUGAUGAUGGUCCAUCCGGGCCUGUACCGCGUGGAUGAGCUGACACAAGUCGACGCGUCAGUCAUUCAGACAGCACUAACUCCUCACAGCAGCUCUGGAUCAUCAGUGAACGUCCCUGACGUCUGGUCCCUGACGUUCACUGAUGAUCCAGAGCUGCUAGACGAGUCUCCGCUCAAGGCUGAGUUCAUGCAGAACAUGAUCGAGGAUCUGAGUGAAUCCGCUCUCUCCUACUACGAGUUCCUCCUGCACCUGCAGCAGCAGAUCUCCAAGUGA
Messenger RNA from Sinocyclocheilus grahami, 3772 nucleotides. RefSeq names its product protein transport protein Sec24A-like. The coding region runs from base 266 to 3772 and encodes 1168 amino acids. The record is from RefSeq and is a predicted model, not a curated record. NCBI's taxonomy places the organism in Eukaryota, Metazoa, Chordata, Actinopteri, Cypriniformes, Cyprinidae. Gene Ontology annotation, cellular component: endoplasmic reticulum exit site; COPII vesicle coat. Gene Ontology annotation, biological process: intracellular protein transport; endoplasmic reticulum to Golgi vesicle-mediated transport; COPII-coated vesicle cargo loading. Gene Ontology annotation, molecular function: SNARE binding; zinc ion binding. The transcript is spliced from 21 exons.